CUGCAGCGCCGGCUGUAGCAGGAGUCACAGUGAACAUGCUGUCGCACCCUGGAGGCACGAGAUCGCGAACUCUGAUUGGGUUUAGAUCUCCAUUUUGGUGCUGCAUAUAAAUGAUUUCAACCUGCUGUGAGUAAAGAGCAGAGCGAGAGGGGGAGUUAUUUUUCAGGCUGAAUCUGCUUGCUGCUGCUUUGCUAAUUUUAACCUGCCAAGAGCUCAAGGACGUAAACCAACGUUAUAAAACCAAAGAGAAGACACAACAUGUCUCCAGCGGCACUUUGGUGAGACCCUCGCCUAAACUUGGGCUUGUAUCUCCGUGAGAUUACAAGGGUGCUGUCUUAAAGUUCUGUAUGAGUUCACGAUCUCGAGCCUCCAAGGCGCAACAGCAUGUCCACUGUGACUCCUGCUAUAACCGACGUUGCAGAGCACGGGUGGAGGUCUCCGUGUCCUGUGCGGUCAUCCCUUGCCGCCUUCACUGUGGGGCUCUCUUCCACCUGUGCAAAGAGGAGGAUCACCUGCUGCUCUGCCCUAAUGUGAGGGUGCCCUGUCUGAACGCUGGCUAUGGUUGCUCUCUUCAGCUGCCCCGGUCCUCACAGGCAGCUCACCUCCAGGUGUGUCCAGCCAGCGUGGUGUGCUGUACCAUGGACUGGCUACGCUUCCCAACUGAUGAAACCAACCCACACAGCAACAUAGCCCUGCAGCAGAACUUAAUGAAGGAAAUUGAAGGGCAGGGGGAGGCUCUGGAUCUGGCCAUGGCCUUAGUGGAUCAGACUGACCUGUACGACCGCCUGAAAAUGAAGCCACUCUACCCAGAGUUGAUGGAGGAAGAAGAAGAGGAGGAAAUAUUUGAUGAGAAGGGAGAGGAGACGGCAGUGGGAGGGCUUAUUAAUGGUGCUGCUGAAGAUGAUACCAGUGAAGAACUCUGUACAUCAGUCCCUGCAGCAGAGGAGUCUCCAGGGAACUAUGUGUGUACGCGACCAGACACCACCAUCAACUUAGAAAACUACAACCUGUGUGAGAUGAUGUUUGGCAUGGAGAGAGGCGCCUGUGCUGUUGCUCAGGCCACCCUAGACGAUCCAAAACAAAACCCAAAACAUGGUGGUAAGGCAACCCAGAAGCAGCAGGAUGGUGCCCUGAGAAAAAAUGGAGCUACAGAGAAAGAUGGUGCAACUGCAGACAAGAACUGUCCUCAGCCAGACACAAGUAAGACAGGGCUUGCCCCGUGGCAGGAGGGGGUGCUUGAGCGUCUGCAGAAGGAGCUUACCCCACAGGAGUACAACAUGUAUGUGGUGCAUCAUGGGCGCAUGCUGGUCAGCUUUGGACAAAUUGCGGCCUGUACUCCAAGGGAGAAAGAUUUUGUGUAUGGCAGCCUGGAGCCUAUCCCAGUACAGACCCUACGGUCUUUCAAGGUCCCGGACAGCUAUCACUACAGGCGGCGGGUUCACCUAUACGACACGGCUGCACGAGCUCAGAGUGAAACUCGCUGUGUGGACACAUCAGACCUCGGAGCCAGUGAGGAGGACUGGUUCAUUGAUGAAGCAGAGGCCACACUAUUGGGCUACGCUGAGGAGGCUGUGAUGGGUCACAAAAUCAGCCAGCCAAAAUCAUAUGAUGGACUCUACAAUGACGUGGGAACGCAGACGUACUCAUUCCGCACAGCUCCGUUCAAAAGGAAGACGACGCUGGCAGAGGUGAUGGUGGACAAACAGCUGAAACUUCGUCUUGAGCUGCAGGCAGAGAGUGUGAACAACAGACACAACAGAGCCAACUGCGUGUUCACAUACCUCUGUGGUCACACCUUCCACCGCAGAGAGCUUGCCACACACUUCAGGAAUGUUCACAGUGACAUCCAGACAGGUCUGAGCGGAUGGUUCGAGCAGAGAUGCCCUCUAGCGUACCUUGGCUGCACCUACAGCCAGAAACGAUUUCAUCCCUCCACACAUAAAGCCACUGUCUACUACAAUAAGCGGCUGAGGACCUUCAACCUGCGUCCGACGCUGGAAGCCUCAGAGGUUAACGACUCCCAGUCAAAGAGCUCAGCAGACUUCUCUGCUCUGAUAAGAAGAGGACAAUCAGGAGGAGAGGAGGACUCCCUGAGCUGUCUCCCCUAUGAGGUUCUGUGCCACAUGGCCAGUUUCCUGGACAGUCUGUCCCUGUCCCAGCUGGCUCUGGUGUCGAAGCUCAUGAGGCAGGUAUGCUGGUCUCUGCUGCAGGAGAGAGGGAUGAUCACUCUCCGCUGGGAGAGAAAGGCCGACUCAACUCGACCAUCCAAGUGGAAGGCCAAACCUGUGUGGGAGUUUAGUCAUCUCUUCUCCCCAGUGGACUCGUGGCAUAUGGCGGACAUCCCUCCAAUAUCUGCUCAUCUAAAAGUCUGUCCUUAUUAUGAGACCUCUCUACAGAGUGAGCGUAUUCCCCUCCCCAGCAUGAGUGAGAAACAGGGGAGCAGCCAGGAGAGGAUUAGUCUUGUCAACCAUUUCACAAGAAAAAGAUGGCAACAAUGAUACAAGGCAAUUUAAUUACACCUGCUGUGUGAACACUAAAGAAAUAUGUGUAUGUCAAUAACAAUUGUGGCUAUAUCACACAUAUGCAUACGCACAGAAGAGUGUUUUAUAACCAGUUUAUGACAAAACACCACACGUAAAUGAAUUCAGCUUGAACCUGCAAAAUAUUGCUCUUUGUGCUUCAUUAUUAACCAGUACAACUCAUGACAGCUUGAGUUCAUUCAUUGCCAUAUCAAAAAAUAAUUUAAUAAAUGACUAAGACUUGUUUGAACUGCCUCACUGAUUCCCCCAUUCUUGGGAAAACCUCCUGAGGAAACACAAUGAAUAUUCAUAGACAUAUGCUGGACAAAUAGUGCUGUAUGAGGGAUAAUUAGUGCCACACUGACAGUGCAUACUGGUUCAGAUAAGACAUUUGAAGAUGUACAUCACCUUGGCUUUUAUAAAACUGCAUUUAAAAAUAUCCAGUUCUUUUCUGACAUUACCUGAACAAAUUAAGUAAUAAAUGCCAACUAAAUUAAACUAGAUUUUAGGGGAAUUCCUACUCUGAAUAUUUACUGACGUCGUUUAGGGGAAAGACAAGAUUUAUGCAGAUCUUUCACUAAAUGCUAGUACAUGUGAAAGUGCAUCAGUGUCAAUGUAUUCCUUUUACUUCAAUACUGAAAUCUCAUCACAUAACAGGAAAUUUUCACUUCACCCUAUCAAAUUUAUUAGAACAAUAACAAAAGAUGAAAAAAUGAACAUUAUAGAUUGACUCUUCAGCAUAAUUAAGUUCAAUCUGAGCUCCCAGAAUUUUUUUCUGCCAGUGUGUGAUGACACUUAUAUACUGUGACUAAAGUCAACCAAUACACCACAAGAUCAAUUUUCCAACUUUCAGCCUGAUUCCUCCUUUGACCAAAGACAGCGAAGACCUGAUGUUGGUCAAACUAGUCAGAUGAAAAUUUUGUUCGUUUUACAGAAAAAGCAUUGUCCUCUUUUCAUUUUAUUCUGCUUAUCUGAUAAAAUAACAACAAAUAUUUAUGAAAUAGUAACUACUUUUUGUAGAAAGAAUAAUUUAAAAUAUAAAUAUUAAAGAUAAAUUUAGAAAACUGUGAAACUCAGAGAUUAAAUACUAAAGAUGAGUAAAAGAAAAAGUGUAAAAAUGCUUUUAUUUACAGAAUACCAGAAUUAGCUAACUGAAAACUUGACAUUCAUCUUGAAUUAAUAAAAUAAAAAGUAAAAUACAAUUUAAUGUCUCUGACAGAGUCGACAAAAUCAAGAUAUGACCGGUAAAAAAGUCACAUUAAAAAAAAAAACAAAAAAACACUCUAAUUUAUAAUCUGUUCCAGUCC
Cheilinus undulatus (humphead wrasse) is the source of this 3826-nucleotide messenger RNA. RefSeq names its product F-box only protein 40-like. Gene Ontology annotation, molecular function: zinc ion binding; protein binding; ubiquitin protein ligase activity. The coding region runs from base 348 to 2498 and encodes 716 amino acids. The transcript is spliced from 11 exons. Gene Ontology annotation, cellular component: cytoplasm. The record is from RefSeq and is a predicted model, not a curated record. NCBI's taxonomy places the organism in Eukaryota, Metazoa, Chordata, Actinopteri, Labriformes, Labridae.